UUAAAGAACAACCAUGACUGUACAGAUCAGGUUCACUAUGACUGUGCUCAUGACUCUCACAUUGAGGCUGGUCAGAAAACUGAUGAAGAAAUGGAAGUGGACCUCUGCACCAUCCUGAACAGGCACAAUAAUAUGGCAAGUAGUGAGCAAAAAACUAACCCAGGCAAAAUGGAGAGACAGCUUGAUGUAAAAUCACAGACACUUUGUAAUGGUGACCGAAAAAGCAAUAUUGCUACUUCAGUGAUUUCUGUCAACAGCAGCAGUCCAUCCCUGGUUAACAAGAAGAGCAAUGCUAAUACUUACAUCUGUAGACCUCAUUUACAGCAAAAAUGUGACAUCUGUACCACCGGUGACUGUUCCCAAAAAGAUGACCUCCAAGAUAUCACUGAUAGUGUCUCUGUAGGCAGCUUUCAUAAUAAAACUGAACAAGAUUUUAAUAACCAGUCUUGUGAGCUUAGUAAAAAUCAGAAGACUGAUGGCAACUGUGAUGGAGAACUUGUCCAUGCCUUUGACACAAAGACAGCCCUGAGCCCUGACAAAGACAACAAAAUGAUCAAAGCAAGUGACUCUGCUUCUUUCCUUUCCUGUAGUCCAACACCGGCCAAACCUGGCAGCGAUGAUCCUCAGAUAGACAGUCCGACAGACAACAGUGCUGAUAGUAAUACUGCUGACCAUCUUGAUAAAUUUGAUUCUUUGUGGACAAACCACUCUUGCACCGACGAGAGAAGUGAAAAUAGCAACUGCACUCAACAGUCUUGCGACAGUUUUGAAGGAAAGUCUGAAUUUAACAAAGAAGGAACCAUCGAUGACAGCAGGGCUGUCGAAGAUCAACUAAAAGACCAGCCACCGGUUGGGAUGCAGAGUGCCAUCUGCAACUACCAUAAGAACACUGACUCACACAGCCAAAACCUUGCUGCCACAAAAAACACUGGUUGCAGCGUUUGUUUCCAAAACCAAAUUAUCUGCAGUUCAUCUGCUGACGUUAGCUUUACUUGCACCUCACCAAAGCAUCAGGUCAAAAGCUUUAACAAUGAAGCCAGACAAUACAGCCAUUCUCAAUCUGAGGUCACAGUCAGCCAGUUGAUGAGCGAGAUUCCCAGCACGAUGUCUACCAGUACUGGGACUGAGUCAGACAUCAGAGUCAAGUCCUCAGAGCACAGCUCAAGCACUGCCAACUCUAAUAAUGAGGAGCCCCCAGAGCAGACUAUCAAACAAGCCAACUGGGGUGCCGGCUCUGAAACUUGUGACCGCUCAGAUACAGCUGAGUCAGCCUUUGACUUUAACCCAAAGAUCAACAGUAACAUUGAUGGCAGGUAUAAUCCCCAUUCCAACACAAAUACAGCGUUCAGAUAUUGCCCCACAUUGAACAGCAGUAUGAAUUACAGAAACUUCUUCAGCCCUUUAUUUGAAGAUAAGCUACACCUAGAAACCACCAAAACAGAAACCAGUAGGAUUAACACUGGCAGCUUUAACCAUAAUAAUAAAACUAUGAAUGAUGUAAACAAUGACAUUCAGUUAAGUGAAAAGAGUACCUGGGUGCAAACAGACAGUGGCAAUGAUGGACAUGAAGCUUCCCUUACAGAGAGGGAGAAGACAAGCGACAGCAACAGAAAACGAGACUGUGAGAAAGAAAUACAGCAAGGAAAUGUGACUGAGGUAGAAAACGAGAGAAUGCCCGGAGUGAGGGUUGGAUCAGUAGAGGCACGUGGGGGCAAUAGUAGGCCCCUUGCCUUGUCUUUCAUGUCACUGCUCCCACACCAGUCUGUUCACAUCAGGUCAAAUAAUUCAACCAAAAACCUUAAGUGUCCAUGGUGCAAUUGGCACUACAAGUACAAGGAAACUUUGGAUGCCCAUGUACGUGAAAAACAUGAGGGGUGUACCUAUGACCCUUCCAAAGACCGAGACAGCCAGGGUCCACAGUCUGACUGUCGCUACUGCAUGUCUGGGAAUGAUCACCCUUUGCUUGGACAGGGAGAGGUCCAUGUAUGUGGGUUCAAACCUUAUCACUGUGCAGCCUGUGACUAUUCCACCAACUCUAAGGGAAACCUUAUUAUUCACACUCAGUCGGACAAACACCUCGUAAGGAUGCAAGACCUCCAGCUUCAGCAAGGGGGGUUGGACAGCAAGGAGGGCCUGUUAUCACAGUCAGAAGGCAGACUAGGCAUUUCACGCAGGGUAGGGAAGAUGGGGCACAUAAAGGGAGUGCUUAACUUUAGAAGCAACUUUCCACAAAACCUGCCCUUUCAAAUGAUGGGCUCCAAAAACCUUAGUAGAGUUUUUCUGAAUCUGGGGUAUCCAAGGGGUCUAGUGGGGCAGCUAACUGUUCCUCCACAGCUAAACUACAAAUAUUACUCACUUAAUUUGUUGAAAACACAGGAUAAAGAUUCACAGCAAAAGCUCUCCAAUGAAUCUGAGAAUCCAGUGCAUUAUAAACAAGAAAAAGGAAAUAAGCUGGAUGAACAAAUGGAGGAGAGGAGGCAUGGAGAGGAGCACGAGAAAACUGAAGAGGAGGUUCAAGAAAAUAAGGAGGAGCAUGUGGUUGAGCAGAACCAUAAGCAGGAAGACAAUACGAACAAAUUGGCUUCAUCAAAGGAGGAGUACAAAGUGGCCUCUCCACCUGCUGCUAUUUUCCAGUGUCUGGUCUGCCUUUCUUUCACCACAAACCAGCUGCCUUUGCUUCUUCAUCACAGCCUGCCCUCUCAGCACUCUUCAGACAGUGACACCUGGUGGAGAGACUUCAGUCCAGAGUCAUCUUCGCACUUGUGUUUGCUCUGCCAGUACUCAACACCUCUUUCAGCCAAUUUUGGGCUUCACAUUAAGACAGGACGUCACUGUAGUCGUCUGGCUGUUGCCCAGCAUCUGCGGAAACAUGGUAUUGACUUUGAAGGGCGUCUAGGCCUUCCAGGACCCCCACCACCUCUUGUCCAUCUAAGCUGCAGAGCCUGCCAGUAUCAGUCACAGAGUUUUGCAGCAAUGAAGCAGCAUGCUAAGACCACAGCACAUGAACAGGCUGUUCUAAAAUAUCAGCAUACAUUUAGCAUAAGCCUCCAGGGUCAGCUAUCAGACCAUCACAUAAGGCAACCAGAAAUCAUUACAGCUCCCAAUGGAGUCAAAUCACCCAAACCUGGUAUAGACAAUAAUGGAGAGGAACAUGUUACCGAUGGAGACUCAGUAACAGAAUUCUGUUGCCCACUGUGCGGAUUUUCCAGCCCUAGCUCUGAGCAGGUCCAGGAACAUUUGGCCUCCCAGCAUGCUGUGCAGGGUCUGUGGCGAUGCCCUCUUUGCCAGGUUGACAUGAAUGAACAAAAGGGACUAAUUGAGCACUUACAGAACCAGCACAGCGUCAUACAGUCAUGUCUUGCUCGGCUAGUUCAGGCGGCAAUGAAAGUGGACAUCAAAAUUUCCAGAAGAGUUAAUCAUUGUGAAUCGGAGUCUGACACUCGUGAAGAAGGUUGUACAUUCAAAGAGCCCAUUGAUAGUGAUGGAGACAGUAAUGUCUCAGGCAAGUCUCCCUCAGAACAAAAAGAGCCUUCAUCCUGCAAUGAAGUGAAAAAUAAAAUAACAAAUGAACUCUCCCAUAUAUGUGAAACGGGUGAUGAAAAGAAGGAGUCUGCCUCUCCUCGCUCAGAGCCAGCAUCUCAGCAAAAAGACGAUCAAUUUAGAAAAAACACAUCAAGCUUGGACCCACUUGACAGCGAGAGCUCUCCACAGGAAGGGAAAGCCCAAGAAGAGAAGGAGAGCUCUGUUUGUCAGACGGAAGAUUCUAAUGACAAAACAGUUGUUCAGCCCCCACUGGAGUCCUGUCCAGAGGUAUCAGAAAGCAGUGACAUCGAUGGCAUUGCAGAUAAAUGCACGGCUGAUUUUCAGUCGGGACCUUUACCUUUAAUAGGACACCAGAGAAACACUAACCUGGCAAUGGAGAAAUUCUUGGAUCCUACGCGCCCUUAUAAAUGUGACAUCUGUCAAGAAUCCUUUACACAAAAAAGCAUCUUAAUUGUUCAUUUCAAUUCAGUUUCUCAUCUUAAUCGUGUAAAGAAAACCUCUUCUGGCUCCUGUACGCCCCCUACCAUUUCAUUACCGGCAAAAGAAACAACAACUAGCAUAUCUCCACCCAUAUCAUUUUCUCAGCAGCCUUCCAUGAAUCCUGUUAAUACACUCCAAGGAGUGGAAAAGACUAGCCCCAGUCCCAGUUCUGAUAAGCCAUAUCGAUGUACCACAUGCCACGUGGCAUACAGCCAGAGUCUAACUCUUGAAAACCAUAUGCGCUCUGUACUGCACUAUAGCCGUUCAAGAGGGUCAAAUAACAAUGUUAGCAAUUGUCUUAAAGACCAAAGUAGUAGUAGCCCCCCUGCCAAAGACAAAGCCCUCUCAAAGCAGACUGUAGUUCAGAGUAUUGAAGAAACGGUUACUGCACCCCCAGUUUAUCUUUCACCACCUUCUUCUGCUAUGCCCUUACCCUGUUUAAUGCCUCAGACUGGCCUUGGGCCACUGCUUGUUCCUCAGCUGCCUUUGUUGCAACCAACUUUAGUACAUCCAGAUUCGAUGCAUCAGCAGGUGCUUCUACCAUUAUUUUUGAACAGUUUGAACAAGCUGGGAGGAAUAAGAGGUAUGCUUCCUCCUCCUCUUUCACUGCUGGGAUUGAAUUUGCAGGCUUCUCACCUCCAGGCAAUGAUGCAACACUUGGGCCAACACCAGCCAACACAAUCUGUGCAGAAUCUGCAUAAUGUAUAUCCUUUACUAAAUGAGUCAUGUGGCAAACCGGGAAAGACCCUGAAAGAAGAAACUCAACAAGGACAUGAAAAGACUCUUUGCCCUACUGAUCUAUCAAAACACAGUUGCAAACCCCAAAAAACAGGGAAGCAGGAUGACAAAGACAAAACAUUGAAAUUAAACCUAAGUGAACGGUUGGAAGCAAAGGACUUGUUUGAUGGAUUACUGCCUGCUUCUAUAGACUUGCGCAAGGAGGAACAACAUCAUCAACAGCCUAUAAAUCUCACAAAGCAUGGAAAUACACAUCAGGCACAGAGAAAUCUCUCUAAGAUGGAAACCUCAGAAGAUCAAACAGUAAGAGAAUGUGAGGGGGAGCGAGACCACAAUGACUCCUCUCCAGGAGAAGGUGCAAAGCGAGGAACUGAGGGUCAGAAGCAAGAUCCAUUAACUACUGCAAAGCAGGAAGCAGCACAUCAGUAUCGGACACUAUUGGAUAAACAUUGGCCACAGAGCCAAGAACUCAAAAAGUAUAAGGAGGAAGAGGAGGAAUUUCGGAAAGAGUGGCUCAGAUACAAUGAGCAACAACUACAAAAAUAUAGACUGAACCAGCUACAUUUGAAGUACUGCAGACAAGAAGACAAAGCACUAGAUGAGCUAGGCAGUAAACUACUGCCAAAUCAAAAGCAGCAAAGUUAUGAUAAGUUGGAGUGUAAUCUAACAGAAAAAUGUAGCGCUUCUCUACAUGCUAGAAGAAUUAAGAAUGACACCGGCCUAAAAGAGCUGACUGAUUUUCAGGAGGAGGUGCUGUGGGCCUUUCUAGAGUCAGAAAAGGAAGCAGCCUCGCCAGCUAAGACAGAAGAUCGGGAUGCCCUUUCCAAAGUACUAGGCCUCCCUGAGGAAGAAGUCAUUCGAUGGUUAGAAAGUGCAAGAAAGCAGAGUGUGAGCAAAAGUAGAAAGGCAGCCGAGGGAAAUGUUGCUGAAGAUAAAUCUAAGAAGAGAAAGAAGAAGGAAAUAGUUCCAGAAACAUAUUUAUGUAGUGAUGAGGAAUACGACAGUCAUGACCCAGUGGCUAUGGAACAUUUAGCAGGAUGUUCUGAAAAGAAAAUUAUUUCAAGUAAUGCAACUUCAUUGCAUGAAAGUAUCAAUAAAAUGGUAACAGAUAAAAAUGGAACUGGAAAUAAGUCGAGAGGUUUAAAAUGUGAUGAAAUUCGUAAAUCUGCUGCAAGUCGAGCCAGUGUGUUGGAAUGCUAUGUUACAACAGAAGAUGAGGAAGAUGAGGGAUUACAAGGCAGUGGUAACGACUUGACCAGAAGGGGAUCAAUCCAGUCAACAGAAGAUAGUGAAUCCAUAGAUGAUGAAAUUGAGCAAUCGCUGGAUGAGCACGAGGAUGAGAAUAAAGAAAAGAAACCCCUUGCUGCAGGCGCGUCAGUUACAGCAGUGAAAGAGUGUAAGAGUGAAACAGCAAAGCCUUGUCUGAAGAGAGACCGGGGAGGCCAUCAGGGCAAAACAGAUCCAGAAUCUUCACCUGUGAAAAAACCGAAACUUGAUUCCAAAGCAGCCGAGGAACGUAAUCCAUUGUCGACCGAUUUACAGUCUAAACCACCUGGUCAUCCCAUUUCAAGCUUGAAUCCUGGUCUUCUUCCAGCCUUAAACCUCCCCAUGAAUCCAUAUCUUUCGCCCUUCAUGAGACCAUGUUUGAUCCCGGCACAUGUUUCAGUCCUUAGAUCACCUCCUAGUAGUGGCGCAUCCCUGGGGUCACCACCUCCUCUCUCGCUUUUUCCUAAUAAGCCAGGAUUUAGUCAUCCGUUCACAUCUAAUGCACUCAGCCGUGAAGCUGAUGCAGAGAGCAAAGUAAAGAGCAAGCAAGAACAGCUCAGUGUGCCAUCAUUGAGUGGUAAGACGUGUACUGGUCAGGUAAGAAAAGCCAAUGAAGUUAGUGGGCUGAGCCAGAUUUCACAACUUGCAAAUGUUUUGGGAAAAGAAGAAGAAGAGAAAAAGGAAAAUGAAAAGAAGGAUGAGGAUAGCAAUGACAGUGAUAGCAAACUAAAUAAAAUGGACCUUCCUUUACAUACGGCAGCCAGCUUUGGCCGUUAUAAAACGAUACUGCCCUGUACAAAUAUAAAAGCAGAUAUUGACGACCCAGAGAAGAGCUCUUUUAAAAAAGACCCUAGUCGCAACAGUUUCAAAGACAGCAGACGCUCUCGAACUACUCUCCUUCCAGAGCAACUGGAUGUUCUGUAUGGAUGCUAUUACCGGGAUUCAAACCCUGCCAAACAGGAACUGGAACAUAUUUCUGAGUAUGUUAAUCUAGAAAAGAAAGUGGUUCAAAUUUGGUUUCAGAAUAUGCGAGCCCGAGAACGGAAAGGAGAAGUUCGCUUUUUUAGCGAUGGAACUCUAGCUGCUGUGGGGAAACCUCUUAUCAGGUUUACUUGGCCACCAGCGGAUUUAAUACCACUAAAGGCAAAGGAUCAUGACAGUCUGAGACAUAAAGGCCAAAGGUUGUAUUUUACAAGACCUGUACCUGCAGAAAGGGAGGGUGCUGCACACUCUACUUCCAAUAAAGCAGUUCCUCACAGUUCUCAGAUGACUUCAGGAACGUCAGCAGAUCCUGGUAAAAAUGAUGGAAAGGACUUGGAUGCAGAAAAAGGGGCAAGUUACCAACCCAAACAGUCAGCAUCUUUGAAUGACCAGUUGAGAGGUCAAAUUGUGCCAGCUCAGAAAAAGUUUGAGGAAAGCAAAGAAGGAGAGAGCAAUCCCAACACAGAUGAUAAGGCAGACGUGCCAUCUGCUGCUCCUGGCAAAACGGAGGGCACUACAAGUGUAAAACCGACUUGCCUCUCCAUCUCAGAGCGAGAAAAGUCAGGCGACGAUCAAGGAGAGUGUGAACCAAUGGAUUACUCCUUACCGUCAGAUACUCUUGGGCCAAGCAAAGCUUUACAAGCUGACUCUCACAUCAAGCCUUACCUGACUUGCCUGCAAGAAAAAAGAGAUGGUUUGAUGAAGGAGGGGGAAGCUAAGCAGAUGCCUCAUGUUCAGGCUCAGGCUCAGAAUCAGCGGCGCAGGUUUAGGACACACCUUUCUUGUUUACAACUGAAAAUGCUUCAGUCCUGCUAUGAUGUGUGCCGUACCCCCACUGCACAAGAAUGUCGAGACCUGGGUGAGGAAAUUGGUUUGCCCCAAAAAGUGGUUCAGAUCUGGUUUCAGAACGCCAGGGCCAAAGAGAGACGGUGUCGCUCGCAGCAAAUGGGUGGUGGCGGCUUUCAGUCUAGAGAGACAAAUGAAUUUUUUAAGCUACAGUGCCUGAAUGGAUUGCGAACCAAUAGGCCCAUUUUACCAAGACCGGCAUCUUCUAGACUGCAAUAUCCUAAUCCAGUGUCAACAUUGCCAGACAAUGUGGAAACAGAGUGCCUCUUGUGUCAUGUUGUUUUUGGAGUUCAGGGUUCCAGUCGAGUGCAUACAUUUUCAAAGAUGCACCUGACAAAACUAAAACAGUUGAACUGUGGAGAGUUAACCCACGAUACAGAAGAGCCAAGCUUAGUCCACACACCUCACCCAUCUCCACCAGAGUUACCAACGGUUCAUCAGAGUAGUGAGGAACCCUCACUUAAUUUGCCUGCUGCAUCCGCAUCUCCAGUUGUGAAAUCGCCAGUCCAGCUUGAGAGUCACGAGUCGUAAGCCUAUCUUGCAUGACCGUUUGUGUGUCCGUGUACACACUGAGCCAGAACACUACUGACUGUGGCUUUGAACCAAAGGGGAAAUACGCUGUUGGAGCAGAGAGAGACUAAGCUGCACAGAAGGACAGAAGUGGGAUCGACGUACUACAGUUUGUUUUCUUUUUGGAGGGGACUGCAGGUGGACAGAUUUGGAGAUGGACAGUGGAAAUGGGUGCAAUGGAUAAGUUUGUGUUUGCUGGUUCAUUGCUGACUGGAGUCAUUCCAGAUCUUUAAGAAUUAGGCUUUAUUACUAUUUAUUUAAUUAUAUGUUAAGCUCUGUUUAUCCAAAAGAUGGGUCUCUAUCCAAAUAAAAAGAUAUAAUGAUUUUAUUCAUUAUUAGAAAUAUCCUUAAAGAAAAAGAAAAAAAAACAAACAAUGUUGGCUUUGCCGGUUACUCGCUCAACACUCUUUUGCCCCGCUCAAGAUGUACAUUGAGCUGAAUUUCCCUAUCAGCCAGGCUGAGCGUAUACGUACAAACUAUACGCUCAUUUCACGCUUGAUUUCCAGAAAGAUAAAGGUACUAAAGAUCACAUUUCCUGUUCUGGGUGCCAUUCCAAAGCAAGUAUUGUCCCCAGUGGAGAGGUUAACUGUGCAGUGUAACACUGAGGAAGACGUCUUGAGUGUUAACCAUUGUGGCUGUGAUAAAACCAUCUGGUGUCUCUGAGAGCAAAAACAUCUUUUAACAGUUAGAUUGUGGAACAGCUUAUAUUACAGUGAGAAGGCAUCCUUUUGGCUCUGUUAGGACUAGUUAACUCACAGCCAGACAAAGCAAACCACCUCGUAAAAUUUUAUACCUUCCUACCUCAUAGGCAAAAACUGGCUGUGAAUAAAUAAAUAAAUAAACGUAAAAUAAAUGUCAAACAGAGGCCAAUGCAUGGACAGUCUGUCCAGGCUCUUCACUAUCGUGUUCAAAGCUGCAGGUUCCCAGACUCUGCCUAUUGUCUCUCCUGCACUGAGUGACCACUGUGAUGAAGGUGAAAAGAGCAGGUCUGCAGUUGAACUCUUUUGGAAGAGGGAGCGGGGAUACCAACGAAAAAACGUAUUUGUUUUGGAAAGUGGGAGUGGACAGGUGUAUCGUAUGACUUAUUUGUGACUGAUGUUAUUAAACAUAUUUUAUUUUAAAGCUCA
Messenger RNA from Polypterus senegalus (gray bichir), 9551 nucleotides. RefSeq names its product zinc finger homeobox 2 (gene zfhx2). Gene Ontology annotation, biological process: regulation of transcription by RNA polymerase II; brain development; regulation of neuron differentiation. Gene Ontology annotation, molecular function: RNA polymerase II cis-regulatory region sequence-specific DNA binding; zinc ion binding; DNA-binding transcription factor activity, RNA polymerase II-specific. The coding region runs from base 91 to 8385 and encodes 2764 amino acids. The transcript has 7 exons. NCBI's taxonomy places the organism in Eukaryota, Metazoa, Chordata, Cladistia, Polypteriformes, Polypteridae. The record is from RefSeq and is a predicted model, not a curated record. Gene Ontology annotation, cellular component: nucleus.